AUGGACGGCAUCCAUUUUGGUCACUUCGGUGAAGUGAGAUGCGUCAGGAGAGCAAAAUCGUCCGUCUAUUGGCCCGGUUGUGACGACCAGAUCCGUAACAUGGUGGCCAGCUGCCCAUCGUGUCAAGAAAAUCGGCAUAACAAUCCAGCAUUGCCCCUGUUUCCCACCCGCAUCCCGGUCCACCCAUUCCAGAAGGUAUCAGCCGACAUCUUCCAGUUUGGCGGUGUCCACUACCUGCUGUUAGUGGAUGAGUACAGCAAGUGGCCGUGUGUGGCGACACUGCGCACGCUCACGUCGUCAUCCACCAUUGAAGCCCUCGACGGAUUUUUCGCGGAUUUCGGGACCCCUGAGGAGAUUAUAUCCGACAAUGGGAAGCAGUUUGACUGCGUUGAGUUUAACCGUUUUUGUGCAAAACGACAAGUUCGUCAUUUGACUUCCAGCCCCGAGUUCCCGCAGUCUAAUGGUCUGGCAGAGAGGCACAUCCAGACAGUAAAAAAGACCAUGUUGAAAAUGUUCCGGGACGGCGAGUCCCUGUGGGAAGUCUUAGCAGCAGUCCGCUCAACGCCAGUAUCAGACCAGUAA
Messenger RNA from Daphnia magna, 582 nucleotides. RefSeq lists its product as uncharacterized. Bases 1 to 582 code for a protein of 193 amino acids. Gene Ontology annotation, biological process: DNA integration. NCBI's taxonomy places the organism in Eukaryota, Metazoa, Arthropoda, Branchiopoda, Diplostraca, Daphniidae. Gene Ontology annotation, molecular function: nucleic acid binding. The transcript has a single exon. The record is from RefSeq and is a predicted model, not a curated record.